This is a messenger RNA of Lutzomyia longipalpis, 1641 nucleotides long. Its product is annotated as L-dopachrome tautomerase yellow-f-like. The coding region runs from base 102 to 1457 and encodes 451 amino acids. The transcript has 2 exons. Gene Ontology annotation, cellular component: extracellular region. The record is from RefSeq and is a predicted model, not a curated record. Lineage: Eukaryota; Metazoa; Arthropoda; Insecta; Diptera; Psychodidae.
UUAUUGUUGACAAUGCGUUGGUUCGUAUCCUCAGUGAUCUGUGCCUUUUCUGUGUUUUUGGAUAUCAUGCAGAAGGAAAUCCUAAUAGUGGAGUACAGGAAAUGUACUACUGGAAAGAAAUAAUCUACGAAGAUCCUCCCCUUGACGAUAAUACGUUGAUUGGAAAGUAUCCAUAUCGCUUACCUUAUAACAAUGAUGUUAAUGGAAUUGAAUAUCAUGCUCAAAGUGGAUUAAUGGUGACAAUUGUUGCGCGAAUCCGUCCAGGAGUUCCAUCGACCCUCAAUGCUUUCUGCGCGGCUGAUUAUGAUAAAGGAACUAGUCCACAUAUUUGGGGCUUUCCUAACUACCAAAUGAACACACUGAAAGCUUCGUUUUAUGAUAGCAGAAGUGGAAGAAAUCUAAAAACCUUUGAAGAAUACUCUGCAGGAUACUUCAAUUUCUUCUUUGCUAAUCGAAGUAAUGAAGAGGACAUUGGCAGGAAAGGAAACUUAAAUUCUUAUGCCUACAAUAACUAUGCAAAAGAUUUUAGUAUAGUUAACACGUAUUACCCGAAUGUGGAUAAUUUUUGCAAUCGCCUCUACAUCGUAGACACGGGAACACUUUACUAUUCCCCCAAUGAAAUUUAUUAUGUACAAAAUCCGGCAGUUCUUGUGUUCAGUUUACCUUCAAAUGGAUGUAAAAGCCGACAAUUCCCAAUAGUUCAUCGUGUAGAGAUCCCCAAUCAUCUCUGGAAGAAUCCUGUUGGAUUUGUAUUCAUCACUCCUGAUUAUCAACCAAAAGGAUCUUGCGAUGAUGUAUUCCUCUACAUAGCAAACAUUUUCGAUAAUAGCCUCAUAGUUUAUGACUAUAAACGUGGAGAUUUUUGGUCAUUUACUGAUCCAUCCAUGAAGCCAGUCCUUGCAGAAUCAAACGUAUCCUUUAAGGAUGGCGUGUACUACAUUCCUCUUGGAAUUUCAAAUGUAGCGCUUGGAUGGCCCGAUAAAAAUGGAGAUCGCAAUGCAUAUUUCGUUCCUGCUUCAAGUUUAGCUGAAUACAUUGUAUCCACUAAAGUUCUUAAAAGCUCUAAAAGCGCUUUAUAUAAGGAUAGUUCAGAUGCAUUUACACUGAUUGGCUAUCGUGGGUGCAACACUGAAACCUAUAAGCAAGUUUUUGAUCCAACAACUGGCAUUAUUUCCUUCGGAGAGAUGUUUUCACACAAAAUUCGUUGCUGGAAUACCAGACUACCCCUAAAUCCUGAUACAGUUGGUGUAGUUUUUGAAUCUGAUAAAUUACUCUUUGUUGCUGAAAUUAGUGUAGAUUCAGAGGAAUAUUUAUGGUUUAUAACAAAUUCACUUCCUUAUAUGUUUAAUACUCAAGAUCCACUGAAUGUAACCGAAGUAAAUUCAAGAGUUUUCCGUGUUAAAGUAUAUGAUGCUAUUAAAGGAACUGUUUGUGAUACCUCCACUUUGUACCAUUAAGCUAAAUUAAUUUGUAAUAAAAAUUAACACACAUUUUCCAUGAUAUUUAAUCAGUUUUCUAUUUAAAUAAUUUUUUCUAAUAGCCCAAUAUGUCGCGCGCUUUGAAAUAAACCCUAGUGUGCACAAGACAAAUAUUUUUUAUGAAUUAUUUAUUAAGCAAUGAAUGAAUAAAUAUCUUCUAAAA